CGUGGCCACGCCCCUUCACUGCUGGUGACGCAGGCGCCCUGUGCUUUUUGGGCGGGAAAAAGAAGCAGUCCUGGGUUGUACCCGGCGCGGCCGGGAGCAGCUGCUUCCUCCGGGGCCGUAUCCCCGCCCGGCAUGGGGCUGCUGGACCUUUGCGAGGAAGUGUUCGGCACCGCCGACCUUUACCGGGUGCUGGGCGUGCGACGCGAGGCCUCCGACGGCGAGGUCCGACGAGGUUACCACAAGGUGUCCCUGCAGGUACACCCGGACCGGGUGGGCGAGGGCGACAAGGAGGACGCCACCCGCCGCUUCCAGAUCCUGGGAAAAGUCUAUUCCGUUCUCAGUGACAGAGAACAGAGAGCAGUGUACGAUGAGCAGGGAACAGUGGACGAGGACUCUCCUGUGCUCACCCAAGACCGAGACUGGGAGGCGUAUUGGCGGCUACUCUUUAAAAAGAUAUCUUUAGAGGACAUUCAAGCUUUUGAAAAGACAUACAAAGGUUCGGAAGAAGAGCUGGCUGAUAUUAAGCAGGCCUAUCUGGACUUCAGGGGUGACAUGGAUCAGAUCAUGGAGUCUGUGCUUUGCGUGCAGUACACAGAGGAACCCAGGAUAAGGAAUAUCAUUCAGCAAGCUAUUGACGCCGGAGAGGUCCCAUCCUAUAAUGCCUUUGUCAAAGAAUCGAAACAAAAGAUGAAUGCAAGGAAAAGGAGGGCUCAGGAAGAGGCCAAAGAAGCAGAAAUGAGCAGAAAGGAGUUAGGGCUUGAUGAAGGCGUGGAUAGCCUGAAGGCAGCCAUUCAGAGCAGACAAAAGGAUCGGCAAAAGGAAAUGGACAAUUUUCUGGCUCAGAUGGAAGCAAAGUACUGCAAAUCUUCCAAAGGAGGAGGGAAAAAAUCUGCUCUCAAGAAAGAAAAGAAAUAAUGGAAUUUUUCUCUUCAAAGGUCUUUAGGUGUAAAUUGAUGCCAUCAUAGGCAAGGUGCAGGCAAGAUUUGAAGGCAAAAGUCAAUUCAACUCUUGAGAAAAGGUGUCUUUCCAGCCUGAAUUUUUCAGAUUGACUAGACCAAGCAGAAUCUCUCAACCUGAUCUUAGUAUUUCCUAGAAACACUUGACAUUGUGUGAGGUCUCACCUGAAGGAACUUUGUGGUGACAGUUGGGAGGGUGGAGGGAGGCAGUGUCCUUCCUGACAGCACUUGCCUCCAUGGAUCUUCUGUACACAGAACUCUUAUCUAGGAUGUGGUUCUGUUCAUGCCGCUUUCUGCGACGUGUGUGUCUGUUAGAAUAGGCUCUCUACCCAGCUAGAACACCUUCCAGACACUUGCUGGACAGCUAUCUUCCACAUACUUCCCAGUUUACAUUUGGUCUUAAUGAUCUUGAAUAGAUCCUGUCUUCAUUUUACUCAGCCAGGUUUUGUACUGAUGUACAGGUGUUAAAUUAUUUCAAGCAUUUUUGUAAGAGUUGUAUAUGAUUAAAUAAAAAAGGUAAAACAUGAUGAUUAAAUUCUGGGGGCUUUGUAAAUGAUCCCAGUAAAAUGUGACCUAGAAAAAAUAUGAAUGGCGUUUAGGAUGAGAGAAAAGGGGAAAACAGUAGCCCUGGUCAGCUUUAUAAUAGAGAGCCUGGUUUCCCUAGCAUGAAGAGAUGUAUGUUGUAGUCCUGCCACUAAUUGCUGAAGUCCUGCCAUUAAUUGCUGAAUGUCUUCAGUUGGGCCACUGAGCUUGUCUGAAUCUGUUUCCUUUUAUAAAAGAGUUAUUACAUCAAAACAGAGUGAAAUCCAAACUUGUCAAACUGUAUGUAUUAAAUAUGUCCAGUUUUUUGGUUAAAAAAAAAUAGCGCCAGCUUUGAGGGAAAACACAGGGUGAGGGAAUUGGGCUAAAUGACUUCUUACAGGCCCCUUUCUGACUCUUUAACUUUGAAAGGCAAGCCAUAUUGAUCCAGUUGUUAUAGUGAACUCAUGGUAAUGGUUUGUGAGAACAAUAGAGAUUUUCAUUUCUAUGUAGAUGAGUUGGUCUGAGAAUAUAUGGAAUUUUUUAAGGGACUGUUUAAAUGUUUGAUUUGUAAGCUAUUAAAUAUACCGUAUGCAUAAAGUAAGCCUUUAGCUCUAAGGUAAAGAUGACACAUUUUCGGUUUGUGACUACAAAUAGGUUAAAAAUAGUUGUUAAUUGUAUUAAAAAUAUAAUUUAAUGCAGGUUGUUUGAAGUAUCUGUCUUCAUAUGAUGGCAUUAGAACACCUUGGUAUAAUAAAAAGUUACCAUAAUUUAUGAUUAUUUGAAUUUAUCCAUUCUGAAAAUUAAUAAGAUCUAAAACUGGCAUGACAGUCAAGAUUUGUAUUUAGUGAAAUUUAAAAUAAAUUUAAGCCAUAGUUAAAA
Pongo pygmaeus (Bornean orangutan) is the source of this 2357-nucleotide messenger RNA. It is a transcript of the gene DNAJC9, whose product is annotated as DnaJ heat shock protein family (Hsp40) member C9. Lineage: Eukaryota; Metazoa; Chordata; Mammalia; Primates; Hominidae. The record is from RefSeq and is a predicted model, not a curated record. Bases 133 to 915 code for a protein of 260 amino acids. Gene Ontology annotation, cellular component: cytoplasm; nucleus. Gene Ontology annotation, molecular function: heat shock protein binding. The transcript has 5 exons.